AGAGUUAUUUUAUAAUGUAUGUCGCGCAAGUUCUCGUAUUCACAGGUCUUUUAGCAUCUGUCAACGCUUAUUCGUUGUUGCUCUGCACUGGAGAAGACUUCAUUGGGACCUGUAAAACCUAUUCAGGAACAACAACUAAAGACGGAAACUGUGUUGACUGGAGCUCGACAUCUUUGAAUGACAAGGUUGAAUCGUUUUAUUAUCAAGACUCUAGCUGUGCAUCUAUACAAUUUUUCCAAGAUAAACAAUGCUCAGGCACAUCGUUGGGUAUAUCAACAGGUCCAUGGCAAAAGAUAGUGACCAGCACCGCAGGCAAAACAAUGUCAAGUGCAUGGAUUGAUAAUUUGGGUUGUUAUUCACCAUAAUCAGUCACUGACCUAAUUAUGAAUAAGAAAUAACAAAUAUUUAAUUUAGUCACUCAUUCUUUACGAAUAUAUUUUUUAAAAUAGCUUAGCUUUCACCAGCUGCGCUGGGGUUUUUAUGAGCGAAUUCAAGGAAUUGGCUGACCAAUGUAGUCACGUGACCAUAUUUAAUUUGCUCACUGAAACUCGAAAACAUCAAUCGGC
Messenger RNA from Umbelopsis ramanniana AG, 566 nucleotides. RefSeq lists its product as uncharacterized. The transcript has a single exon. The record is from RefSeq and is a predicted model, not a curated record. The coding region runs from base 15 to 365 and encodes 116 amino acids. NCBI's taxonomy places the organism in Eukaryota, Fungi, Mucoromycota, Umbelopsidomycetes, Umbelopsidales, Umbelopsidaceae.